AGGAAGUUACUGAAGUUAAUGUUUACCUGUGGCAGCCAGAUGGACAACAGCACUAUAACAGAUAUCAAGUCUAUUUUAUAGAAUGGUAUCACAGAUACAGGUGGUAAAAAGAACAAGUGGUUUUGGAAAAGCCAAGUUUAAUGAGCCUGCAGAACAAACAGUAGGAAUUUUUAAAAUGUAGAUCUAAACAUCCGCACUAAUGACACAGACAUAAAGUCAAAGAAUACAGCAAGAGGAAGACAAAAACUGCAAAUCACAAUACUUAAGACUGGGAGAGAAAUAGCAAAGAGAAGAUGGAAUAAUCAAGAAGCGGAGAUAGUAGCUUGUUAGUCAAGAAUAAAGACAUAACAUAACAAAACAAAACACAGGAUGCAGAAAAAUGAAAUAGGCUGAUGACUGAAAUGAGGUUUGGGGAUCUGGUAAAAGGAGGUUAUUUACUGAUGGCCUGGGGUGAAAAUCAGAUUUUAAUAUGUAAGCAUAAGGGAAAAUAAAAACAAGACCAAGCUGAGAGCUGAAAAAAAGACAUGGCAGUAGCUUGAGUGAGAGUUAAGAAAGGAAAUGGCUUUCCGUGCCGACAGCGCUCACGCAAGCAUGGUUAACGUCCCUAAAACCCGCCGGACUUUCUGUAAGAAGUGUGGCAAGCACCAACCCCAUAAAGUGACACGGUACAAGAAGGGCAAGGAUUCUCUGUAUGCCCAGGGAAAGCAGCGUUAUGACAGGAAGCAGAGUGGCUAUGGUGGGCAAACUAAGCCAAUUUUCCGGAAAAAGGCUAAAACUACAAAGAAGAUUGUGCUAAGGCCUGGGUGCGUUGAGCCCAACUGCACAUCUAAGAGAAUGCUGGCUGUUAAAAGAUGCAAGCAUUUUGAACUGGGAGGAGAUAAGAAGAGAAAGGGCCAAGUGAUCCAGUUCUAAGUGUCAUCUUUUAUUAUGAAGACAAUAAAAUCUUGAGUUUAUGUUCAAAAAAAAAAAAAAAAA
Molecule: messenger RNA, 975 nt
Organism: Nomascus leucogenys (northern white-cheeked gibbon)
Lineage: Eukaryota; Metazoa; Chordata; Mammalia; Primates; Hylobatidae
Product: large ribosomal subunit protein eL42-like
Biological process (GO): translation
Cellular component (GO): cytosolic large ribosomal subunit; ribosome
Molecular function (GO): structural constituent of ribosome
Source: RefSeq, a predicted model, not a curated record